Molecule: messenger RNA, 2914 nt
Organism: Dicrocoelium dendriticum
Lineage: Eukaryota; Metazoa; Platyhelminthes; Trematoda; Plagiorchiida; Dicrocoeliidae
Source: the annotation of a GenBank genome assembly
GUAUAAUUUCGAACAUCGUUCGUUUUUUCGCUCCUCGUGGCGCUUCAGUCUCAGUAGCAAGUCAGCAACCCCCAGAUCUGUUACGAUCCACUUGUACAUCAUACAGGGAAGUCCACGAAUCCCCGACCGGACGCAUAUUAGACAACCGUUAUUCUGCAUUCCACUAUGGUUGGAUGUGACUUGGACAAGGCAAAUGGUGAUGAUGAUGUAAAGUUUCACUCAGAGGAAAAACCUUUCCUUGAUAAAAAUGUCAGCAACAAAAGGGCUUAUGGAUGUCUAUUAACACGGGAAGACUUAAUUCGUUUAGACGCCGAAGAGCCCGUUUGGCGACGAGUUCGCAUAAUCCUGCUUGCAGUGUUUUGGAUUCUGUGGAUCGGUUUAUUAGCUGCUUCUAUAACCGUGAUCAUUCUCACUCCGAGUUGUCCUCCCGUUCCAAAGCUGUCUUUCUGGCAGUCAAAAGUUGGGUACUGGGUUGAUCCAUUCGCUUUUGUGGACUCCGGACGUGACUUGAUUGGUGAUCUAAAAGGUCUCACUAGUAGAAUGGACUACAUUAAAGAUACUGUCGGAGCCGGAUUCAUUAUUCUUGACUCUUUUGUCUCUGGACAGUUCACGAACGAGCAGAAAACUCUUGGCCUGGUUGAUGAUUUUUGGAAGAUAGAUACUGCUCUAGGGACACUGGAGGAUUUUCGCUCCAUGAUCAAGUCCUGUCACAGAAACGGCCUCGAAGUUGUCGUUUCCCUGGAUUUUAAUGCUAUUUCUGUUUCACAUCCGUGGACGAAGCAAUCCUCUCUUUUGCAGAAACCGGUAUCAAAUAAUCUGUAUUCCCGCUCCGGAUCAGCUCCGUCCGUCAACAUUGGAGGCGUUGACUAUUAUUCUGUUGGCGACGAACAUUCGGUCGACUUGGAUUUAACUUCGGCAGAAGUUGUUGAACGACUCAAGAAAGUAGUGGAUUUUUGGCUGAAAGAAGGUGCAGAUGGCAUCAUGCUUACGAGCGCCUCCUUUUAUGUUGAAGAUGCCAACGCGACUCUUAGUAUCCUUGCUGGAGCCAAAUCCGGUGAGGCUAACAAAUGGUUCACUAAUUACCCUUAUAAACAACUUUUUACUGAUGGAAGCAUUCAAUUUGUUCGCAAAAUUCGACAAGUUGUGGACCAAAUAUCUUCUAGAUCUGGUAAACCCAGGCUGCUUGCCGUUGAUGCUGGCAACUGCGGCUAUGGAAUACACUUUGGUGAUGAUUCUGUAGCGUUUCUUGGUGAUGCGGAAUCACCCGGAGCACAUUUAGUAAUCAGUCGGCAUUUUGUGAAAGAUCGCGGAUGGAAAACGAUCCUCUCAGAUGUUUAUGUGAACUAUUCACUAUCUAUGUACGAUGGCGUUUUGCACCGUGCAAAUUCGUCUUUGGCUUUUGUGACCGCAUCUCCCAGCGAUCAGCGCCACGAUGACGCCAUCGCACUUGCUGCAACCUUUCUGUUACCCGGUGCGUUUUACAAGUGUUUUUUCACGAUUUGUCAGUUAUAUUCAACUCUAUUUUCCGCUAGUGAUAGAGAAAAACAGCAGCAAGUCACCGGGACUUUCGUAUCUACCACUACCACUGCCACUUAAUUACUGGUGGUUGCAUACUGGUUGAGGUGUUACUAGGUUGCCCGCCCCCCACAUAGGAAUGGACGUCCUCGCUGUAUACUCAACGCGCGCGCGACUGGUAGUAAUCGCGCGGCAGCGAAGCACCAUUACGGCGUACAGCUGAUACAUUAUUUUUUUCCACAUUACCUUACACAGCUUCAAACCAGUCUCCUGUUGGUUACAAGCCAGAUGUUUGAACCGCAUCACCACUAACAGCCAUGUUUUUUGGAUCAGUCGUUCUCACCAUACCUUUGAAUGCUCAUUUUCUGCAUUUUUAUUCAUUUUUGACUAUAUGUAUGUCUUCCGCCAAGCCUCUACAAUAAUUCACUUCUUUUCCGAGAUAUUGCUUUGUUUUAGUUACUUCACGAAAUACCACCUAGUUUAUGUUCCAUUUGAUGCUGUUUCAUUUUCGCUACGGCUCUGCUCGUACAUUUGUCCGUAUUUGGCUCGGUGGAAGAAGAAUGAUGUAUACUAUCGAUCUCAUCUUGACUCUAGAUGUACCCACAGCACCAUCUUUAGCUUACACUUGCUUUGUCUAAUACAUUUAUAAUUUUCCCUGAACGGUUGCUUUGUUCUUCUGAUUUUUCCCAGGUACCACGGUCUUAUACUACGGAUCUGAAUUGUUGAUACAACUGCGGCCGGUUACGGUUCCGCCAACAGACUUUUACCCAAAAGGAAAAUCGCCCUUCCCAAACCUAUCCGAAAGGGACAGUGCACUCACUUCUCAUCUCCCGAUGCCAUGGGAUCGGUCAGGAGUUGGUUUCUCCAGGGCAGUCUUUAACAGUUCUUUUGCAACAUACAUGAAGCAAUUCGACCCACUCGAAACCGUUGAGUCAGCUUCCGCCUUCGGGCGCGGCGAAACUGGGCUCUCAAUGGUGCAACAAUUGGUGAAACUCCGUCAAAACCCAAGUCUGUUGUGGGGCGAGUUCAAGUUAUUGCAAGUCGAUCGGGCGGUCGACCCAAAGCUUGUCGAGUUAUUUGUGCGAAAAGCCGAAGGAUACCCAGCCUUCAUAGUCGCGUUCAUCAGGGCCACUCCCGGUUUCGGCUCAGUGUUCAGUUUCGCUGAUGUCUGCAGUCAAGUCACCCUUCGAUUCAAGCAUCCAGCAACCGGUCCUACCUUCGAACUGAACAAGUUUGUCGACAGCAGCCGUAUCUAUCUCAGUACGGAUGUUGAGCCCGCAAUCUAUGUCUUCGAGUGUCUAGCAAACUAGAUCGUUUUGUCCCAGCUCACCCCAACCCCGAAACUCAGUGGAUUAGCUUAGCUUGCCACAUUUUCGAUUUUAAUAAACUUUUACGGACC